This is a messenger RNA of Coregonus clupeaformis (lake whitefish), 994 nucleotides long. RefSeq names its product macrophage mannose receptor 1-like. NCBI's taxonomy places the organism in Eukaryota, Metazoa, Chordata, Actinopteri, Salmoniformes, Salmonidae. Gene Ontology annotation, molecular function: signaling receptor activity. The record is from RefSeq and is a predicted model, not a curated record. Bases 1 to 987 code for a protein of 328 amino acids. The transcript has 11 exons.
AUGGCCAUGUUGAUCGUUCUUCUGCUUCUCAGUGCUGCCUUUGCUCUGGGAGACGCAACAGAGAUUUCAUUUGUAGAAGAAGACUUGUGUCCCUCCGGUUGGACCAAAUAUGGAUCACGCUGCUUCAUGUUUGUCAAGACUGCAAGGACCUGGCCUGAAGCAGAGCGGCACUGUGUGUCCCUUGGUGAAAAACUGGUGUCUGUGCCCAGCACUGUAGAGUACCUUGGAGCAAACCUGGCAUCUGUACACAGCUCUGAGGAGGAGCGAUUUCUACAGACGUUGGUCAAGACUGGCGGCUUCCCUCCUACCUGGAUUGGAGGAUUUGAUGCUGAUAAGGCGAAGGACAGGCUAUGGUUCUGGAGCGACGGCUCCGACUUUGAUCACCAGAACUGGGCCAAAGGACGGCCCAGUAACGCUGGUGCCAGAGAGAGGUGUAUUCAGAUGAACUUUGGAGGUGAACGCCGCUGGAACAAUGCAAUAUGUGGAAGGAGCUUGCUCUCUGUGUGCUCCCUGAGACUCUUGCCACUCCGUCAAUCUAUAGAGACUAUCACCAUGGCCAUGUUGACCAUUCUUCUGCUUCUCAGCGCUGCCAUUGCUUUGGGAGACAUAAAUGUACGAGGACCAUUCUUCACGUUUAUCAAGACAGCAAGGACAUGGGCAGAAGCACAGCGGCAUUGUAUUUCCCUUGGAUUUAACCUGGCGUCUGUGCAUAGCUCUGAUGGGGCGCAACAUCUAAAGGAGCUGGUGUUUUCCGAGACUGGCGAAUUCACUCCUACCUGGAUUGGAGGGUUUGAAGUUCCUAAAGAAAUACUGGAAGAGGACAGGCUAUGGUUCUGGAGUGAUGGGUCCAAGUUUGAUUACCAGAACUGGAAUCAAGGAGAGCCCAAUAACAGUGGUGGCAGCGAGCCAUGUAUUAUGAUGAACUCUGGAGGUGGAGAAGGCUGGAACGAUCUAGCAUGUGAAACAGAUUGCCCUCGGUGUGCUUAAGGCGGCC